Misgurnus anguillicaudatus (oriental weatherfish) is the source of this 3628-nucleotide messenger RNA. It is a transcript of the gene lbx1a, whose product is annotated as ladybird homeobox 1a. Gene Ontology annotation, biological process: regulation of transcription by RNA polymerase II. Gene Ontology annotation, cellular component: nucleus. Gene Ontology annotation, molecular function: sequence-specific double-stranded DNA binding; DNA-binding transcription factor activity, RNA polymerase II-specific. The record is from RefSeq and is a predicted model, not a curated record. Lineage: Eukaryota; Metazoa; Chordata; Actinopteri; Cypriniformes; Cobitidae.
ACUAACCAACAAAACGCACACUUUCUUCUGCUGUAGAUCAGCCUCACUCCGGCUGUUAUCCGCUGUCCCUCGCGGUGAGCUUCAACUUCAUUCUGCCAGUUUAACCGAGGCCUUGUUUUUCUAAGAUGCAUGACGGAACAACUAAAAACAGUAGGCUAAUUAAAAGCGCCGUUCAAAGCAUAAUUAUAGGAAAAUGCAUACGCAGAUUACAGUCCGUUUGUAUUUUUAAAUUAAGCUUUGCUGUCAAUUGAGAUAAGCUAAUAUUUUUCUGAAUUUCAAAAAUACAUUUCUAAACGGUUGUAGUUUCAUUUCUGUACAUAUCAGCAAAUUUACCCCGUGUAAAUCGACGAAAAAGGUCCCAUAAUGCCAGAUAUGCAGCGGCAUGAACAGCGGGCGAUUUUUAGAGAUGAAAUAUCUUACUGCUGAAGUGAGCUGGCCCUUUGCGUUUGAAUUAUGGCAAAGAAGAUUUGGUGCAGCUGAAGGGGACGAUCUCUCUCUCUCUCUCUCUCCCUCCCUCUAUUUCUCUCUCUUACAUGCACACACAAACACACACACACACACACACACACUUUGUUCUAUACUCACAAGUAUUAUCGGCUGUGAUAUACUGCCUGGCUGCACUUAUUUAACAAAAUACACUUAUUUAACAAAUCAUUGAGACAGUAAAUUUUUUAAAUAUAAUUUUGGUAUAAAAUAUAACUGGUAUAGGCAUGUAGCUACUUGUAGUGAAUGUAUUAUUCUUAUCAUUUAACGUUAGCUAAAAAAAUAUUUUUUUAAAUUAUUUAACGUGCUCAUUACAAUUACAAGUUAGAAAUGUUUAAAUAAGAUCGAACAGGAAUAUCGACAAAUCAUUAAUUUGUAAUAAAGAGUGGGAGCGUUAAGUAUAUUGUAAUCCGACUGAGCUCCUCCUCCCGGCCAUGCCCUCUAAUUAACGGGGCUCCUUUCCUGCUAAAGUCUGCAUCGGACUGCAACAUAGUCAAAGAGCAAGAGGGAGAGAGAAAGAAAGAAAGAGAGAAAGUGAGGGGGAGAGAGAGAGAGAAAACUGCCACUGGAUGUAAUUGAUUGUCUUGCUAUCAAGAAUAACUUGUUAGUAAUAGUCAAUUCUGGCUGCUUUUGAGGCUGACUGUUUCCACUGAAGCAUCAGAGGUUGUCAGGCUGGUACUCACUGAAGCUAAACCGCUAUCCAGGAACUGAGGACAGCAGACGCGGCAUUUUUAAGAAAAAAGACUCAAAAGUUCUCCAGCCCUGCGGCAAAAGCAACAACAUGCUGCUGAUCGGCUACAUCUAAUUCCACGGAUUUUGGGGAUAUAUUCUCAUUUAGUUUACGCACUGUUUUUAAUUAUUUGUGUAAGCUGAGCUAUUUAGAGUUGUGCGAUUUCGAAACAUUUUCUGCUCUACUCUAGCUCCAACAUACUUUGAAACUUUAAAAGCUAAAAGCUUAAAAAGACACACAAUGACCUCCAAAGAAGACGCAAAAGGCGCCUCGGUUGAGGAUCGAAGGCGCAGCCCGUUGGACCACCUUCCUCCACCUGCUAACUCAAACAAGCCUCUUACUCCGUUCAGCAUAGAGGAUAUUUUAAAUAAACCUUCUGUCAAACGAAGUUACACACUUUGCGGUACAGCGCACCUGCUUUCUUCCGGUGAGAAGCACCCGAACACUGGCCAUCCGCUUUCCACUCGGUCGCUGCUCACCCAGACAUCUCCACUGUGCGCACUGGAGGAACUCGCCAGCAAAACCUUCAAAGGACUGGAAGUCAGCGUUCUGCAAGCGGCAGAAGGAAGGGACGGCAUGACACUCUUUGGUCAGAGGAAUACGCCCAAAAAGCGAAGAAAGUCGAGAACAGCCUUUACCAAUCACCAAAUCUAUGAACUGGAGAAAAGGUUUCUUUAUCAGAAAUAUCUGUCUCCUGCUGAUCGAGAUCAGAUUGCUCAGCAGCUCGGGCUCACGAAUGCUCAAGUCAUCACAUGGUUCCAGAACCGCCGAGCCAAACUAAAAAGAGACCUGGAGGAGAUGAAAGCGGAUGUGGAAUCGGCUAAAGCGGUAGGCAAUGUACCUUUAGAAAAAAUCGCCAAACUGGCAGACCUUGAGAAAUGUGUGAAUGGUACUCUCGGAGAAUCACUGGCCAAGUCUCCAAGUCGAUCUAAUCACGAGCACGAGGGCACCAACAAACUGUACAUGUCGCCAUCAUCACCAUUUACAGACCACACAACGAGCAAAGAGUGUUCAGAGGAUGAAGACGAGGAAAUUGAUGUCGAUGACUGAUUGUCUUUGAACUGCAUCGGUAUUAUUUACCUUUUUCUGAGAUGGUCCUCGAAAAACCAUACAAGUUGAAAGUGCCAUUAAUGCACCAAAUGUAUGAAAUGAGUUGUAUUAAAAGCAAAACAAAUCGAUAUACAAAAAAUCAAAGCAAGCAUGGGACAGUUUCUUCAGAUCUAUUUAUGCAGUGACAUUUAUCUAAUAUCGUAAUCCUUUAGCCUAUUCGUUUAAACAAAUAGCUGAAGAGCAAUAAGUACCUUGACAAUAUUCGAGUCAGAUAUAAACACACACACACAUACACACUUAAAGCACGAUUGCCCACACUAAAGUUUUUUUUUACCCUGUUUUAAAUUUAAAUGCAUGUUUUAUUUUGUUUCACGAAAUGAUUUUAUUCGAAAUGGCUGCAUAUCGUAUAUAGAUGUUUCAAAACAUCCGAAAUUUAAUUCACAUGUGCAGCACCGCUACGUGUCCCUAUUCUGCCUUUUGGCCUAUAUCAAAAUCGUUUGAUAAAAGAGUGUAUUAUAGUACAUUUCCUACAAAAGCUAUCACAGGACAAAAAGAGAAAAAAUCGACUUCUCUGAUUAAAUAUGGACUGUCACGUUUUAAUAUAUUUCUUAUUGUUUGUAUGCCUGUAAGUGCCUUUUUAAGCCAGGAAACCAUUUAAACCAAGUGUACAAAGUGUAAUGUAUUUAAAAAGAAAUAAAAAUGUCUUUCUCUAAAUUUUUGAUGUUAGUCUGACAGUUUUAUUUAUUAUUUUGGGUACUUAGUAAGUAAUCAAUUAAUUUAAAUAAAAAAUGUAGCCAAUAACAAAGGCCUCCUUUGUGUCUGUAGAAGCGUUUAUUUUCCUACGCCUCUGACUGCCCACUUUAAUUUAUUGAAAUUUACGCGGACACUAUUUUAAAAAUCUAUUGAAUAUUUUCUAGUUUCGAGUUGUUUACGCUUUUGAUUUUCAAACGCCAUAACAUGUUUUUCUGUCCUCCCGAAGUGUUUUCAAUAUCCACAAUGGAUGUGUGUGAGAAACGCAAAUCUGGAUUGAUGAAUGCGCGAAUAAAGGAUGCCUAAAACGCAGGGUUUUUGGCUCGUUUCUCUGCGGUUGAAAGAAGCUAUUUCCCUACAAACUGAAGAGAGGCAGUCGUUUAUAGCGUAAGGCGUGAAAACUGGGGACAAAUGAGCAGUCUCCCCUGAUGUGACAAGCUACAAUGAAGCAUGCUCUGCCUCCCGCGGCUCUCAAUACGGAGACAAGCGUGUCCCACCGAACAAAAAGGACACAAACGUUUGGAGGCCAUAUGGUUUUUGAAUUUUCCUCACAAUUUUCAGACAAUUUGAUGGAUUGAGCUGGCCUUCUUUUUAAAGUGUUUCGCUCAGUUUUCA